CCUGCAACUAAUGGCAAGAUGUUUUUGAACGGGAUGUACACCGAUGGUUAUACUUGCCGCUUACUAUUCUGUCGUCGUACUGAGCCAUCUUCGUUAAUUAAAAGCAUUGCCCUAGAACUCGAUGACUUUAACACUGAAGAGGUAAAUACUUAUUUUAGGCCAUGUACAGUUGAUCCCGGAAGGAAGGAUGUGUUUAUAUCCUACCAUGGAGACAAUGAUGUGAGACGUCUUUCUUCAAAAGAAUACUACAAUAUGGGCGGUGUUACGCAAAGACAUAAACAGGAACAAGAACUCAAGAAAAGCUUGGGUAUUGAUCAAAUUGAGACCAAUAUCCCCUCACCUAAAACCACGUCUCAUGAUAUCUAUAUACUGUAUAUUACGUAUAUUCUCCAACAUAUUGAUACACUGUUUAAUUUCUACGGGUUUAGAACUACCAAUAGUAGAUGGUGUAAUUAUAUCGCAUCACAAAAGAGUAUAGAGGACGCCAUUAAUAUCCUUUUAAAUGGAUCUACAAAGUACAACAAGAAAAGAAGGAAAAACAAGAAGAAGAGUAAAAAGCGAAGGAGAUCUAAAAUAGUUGAUUCUUCAAAAUCUAAACCGAAAAAUAUCAAAAGGUAA
Messenger RNA from Mucor mucedo, 618 nucleotides. RefSeq lists its product as uncharacterized. The annotation marks the transcript as partial. The record is from RefSeq and is a predicted model, not a curated record. Lineage: Eukaryota; Fungi; Mucoromycota; Mucoromycetes; Mucorales; Mucoraceae. The transcript has a single exon.